Octopus sinensis (East Asian common octopus) is the source of this 417-nucleotide messenger RNA. RefSeq names its product protein GVQW3-like. Bases 1 to 417 code for a protein of 138 amino acids. Lineage: Eukaryota; Metazoa; Mollusca; Cephalopoda; Octopoda; Octopodidae. The transcript has a single exon. The record is from RefSeq and is a predicted model, not a curated record.
AUGCUCCCCAUUGACGCUACCGCCAAGUGUGAAGUUCGAACAGUUAUUCGGUUUUCGAAUGCAAAUGGCAUUAAACCGAUUGAAAUUCAUCGCCAAUUAACGGAAGUGUAUGGCAUGUCCUGCAUGGAUAUCAAGAACUGCCGCAAGUGGCGUAGGCAGUUUGCAGCUGGCUGUACUGAAAUUCAUGACGAAGAAAGAAGCGGGCAACCAUCAAUUUCUGAAAAAACAGUCGCGAAGGUUGAGCAAAUCCUGUGUGAAAAUCGGCGGAUCUCUUUGGAUGAUCUCCGCAUUUUGGUUCCUGGUGUUUCCCGAAGCACCAUUCAUAGGGUUGUGUGCGAAAAGUUGCAAUAUCGGAAAGUAUGCGCAAGAUGGGUCCCACGGAUGCUCACAGAAGACCAUAAACGGCAAACCACCUAA